AUGCCCGCUGCUUCUACUUCUACUACUUCGUCUUCAAAUGCAUUAUCAUACUCAUCAUCUGUCGAAAAGGCUAUUGUAACAAUAGAUCAACAUGCCACAUUAAUGAAUCAAUAUCUAGAAGAUGAUCACCUAUUACUGGCAUUAAAACAUGCUACUAUCAUGUUAACUGAAUUAAGAAAUCCAAACUUAUCUCCGAAAGAUUAUUAUCAACUUUAUUUACAAUGUUUUGAUCCAUUAACAAAUUCAUUAUCAAAAUAUCUUCGAACUCAAUCUCAAAAUGAUAAAAUCGAUUUGUAUGAAAUUUACGAAUUCGUUCAAUAUACGGGCAACAUUUUACCAAGAUUAUAUCUUAUGAUCAUUGUAGGAAUAAAUUAUUUACAAUUUGUUGAAGAUUUAAACACAAAGAAUGAAAUUUUAAAAGAUUUAAUGGAAAUGAUGUUAGGUGAACAACAUUCCAUUAGAGGAUUAUUCUUAAGAUAUUUUUUCAUUCAAUUCUUUUUCUCAUUUUCAAAAACUCCUCAAGAUAAUGUUUUUGAAUUAAUCGCCUUUCAUCCAAAUCCGAAUGACCCCCCAUUAUCAUCAUCAUCAUCAUCAACAUCACUUGAUCAUGAAAAUGACGACGAAGAAUUGAAAUUUAUAAUCACUGAAAUACUAAUGAAAAAUUUUAUUGAAAUUAAUAAAUUAUGGAUUAAAAUACAAUUCCAUGGUCCAUCAAGUCAAAAACAUCAAAGACAUAUCGAAAGAAAUGAAUUGAAAACUUUAGUUGGAUUCCAAAUUGUCAAAAUUUCAGAAUUAUUACCACCACCACCAUCAUCACCACCAUCUUCUUCAAAAGACGGUGUGUCAACCUCAUCCACGUCGUCGAUUAAGAUAUUGAAAAAUGAUUUCUUACCAUUAUAUUUACAAAAUAUAAUUCAAUGUAACGAUUCAUUAUCACAAGAAUAUUUAAUCGAUAUUUAUAUUCAAAUUUUCCCCAUUGAAUUCAUUUUGAAAAAUUUGGAUCAAUUAUUACUAACCAUUAUAAACUUAUCACCUCAUGUCUCCAUUGAUAUUAUAAUAAUCAAUCUUAUUGAGAAAUUUAGAACGACCUCAAACAUCGAAAGUGAAGAUGAUAAAACUAUCGCAAUACUUGUGGAAGAUAAUUUAUUAUUUGAAAAAUUUUAUAAUUUCUUAAUUAAAUAUAUUCAACAGAAAACUAUGCAGACACAAAUCUCUGCAGACAGUGACGAAGGCAACAACAAUAAGAUAGGAACUAGACCAAGAAUAUUAUUGUUAUCGUUACUUCCAUUAUUUGAUCAUAUAAUUCAAUUAACUUUAUUUUGGUAUCCAAACAAUUUCGAAAAUUUAAAUAAAAUUUUCGAAGUAAUGAAGGAUAACUUAAAUUUAAUUGAGUUUAAUAAUAAACAAAAUAUAAUUCAAAUUCGUCAAUUAUUAACUUUCCAUAAUUUAACAUUGAAUGCAAAUGGGAAAGAAGCCAUGGGAUUUAUCAUCGAUUCUAAUUUCCUACUGAAAUUAAUUACCAACUCUGAAUCGUAUAAAUCAUUAAUAAUCGAUUCUCUGAGUAAUUAUCGAUCUUUACAAUAUGAUAUAUUAAUUGAAUUGGUUUCUGCAUUUAUUGAAAAUGAUAUUGAAUUACAAUUAGAAUCUAUCGAUCAAUUACAAAAAAUUUAUACCUAUCUUCCAACCACUACUAAAUAUACCGUAUCAUCUUCCUACACAACAAAAAGUUUCCAAAUUUAUUCAUUUAAUUAUGAAUUCUAUAUUAUCACCUCCACGAAAAAAAAUCAAGAACUAAAAUAUAUCACUAUCGAUUCUCAAAUUGACAUAUUGAUCAAUUUGAAAAAUUGGUUAUUAAAAAGUACAAAGAAAACUAUGUUAGACAAUAACGAAUUACAGCAUCAUCAUAAUCAGCAUUAUAGUAGUGGACAAAAUAAAAACAAUAUAUGGGGAAUAUAUCCAUCCAUUAUAACAUCAUUUUGGAGAAUAAUUAAUAAAUGUCAUAUUUUAAAAUCUAAACAAAUUAAUGACAAAUUUAAAUUAAGAUAUAAUCAAUUAAUAAUAAACUUAUUCAAACAUCUUUCGAAAUUCAUCAACGACAUCCUAGUCAAUCCAUCAUUCUCAUCAUCAUCAUCGUCAUCAUCGUCAUCCUCGUCGAAUAAUUUACAAGAGAUCUUUAAAUUGAUCUUGAGGACAUCAACUUUUGCUCAAAAUAUUCAACAAUUUGAUAUUGCAAAUGAUUUCAUCACUCAAAGUUUCAUCAUUUUGGAAGAUCAAUUAAAUUCAGAUUCAUCAAUACAAUAUGAGUCGUUGCUCUUACUAAUCAGGACAUUAAAUCAACUCAAAACAAAUAAUGCAAAUAACGGUAACGAAGUUAUGAAUGAUUUACGUAUAAGAUGUGUAUCUAGAUGUUCUAAAUUAUUGAAAAAGAAACAUCAAUGUAGAUCAAUAUAUCUAUGUUCAUAUCUUUGGAGUAAUGAUAAUGAUGUUAAAGAUAAAGAUGAGUCGAAUCAAGGAGCGAGGAAAUAUAUCAUGGAAUGUAUACAACGAUCCAUAAGAAUUGCUGAUUCAAUAAUGGAUGGAUUAAUAAGUUGUCAAUUAUUAAUUGAAAUUUUAAAUCAAUGUAUUUACUUUAAUACCAAGGCAUUAAGUGAUGGUGUUUUUGUCAUAUUCAAUGAGAAAUUCAUGAGUUCCCUUAUUGAAUUAAUUAAGAAAUCAAUAGAAUCAUUACAAAAUGACCAAGAUAACUAUGAUCAAGACAUGAUAAAACCAUUACGAUUUAUAUUUACAUUAAAUGAUCAAGUUAUUGGGUAUGAGAUGGGAAAAAUUUCAUUUGUUUCUAAAUUGGUAGCACCUGAUUUCCAAUCUAAAUAUGUUAACGAAAUGAUUCAAUCAGUGGAUGAAUAUUUCAACAGAACAUGUAAAUAUAUUGAAAAUAUAGAACAUAUCGAAGUAUAA
This is a messenger RNA of Naumovozyma dairenensis CBS 421, 2955 nucleotides long. RefSeq names its product retromer subunit VPS35 (gene VPS35). NCBI's taxonomy places the organism in Eukaryota, Fungi, Ascomycota, Saccharomycetes, Saccharomycetales, Saccharomycetaceae. Gene Ontology annotation, biological process: retrograde transport, endosome to Golgi; intracellular protein transport. Gene Ontology annotation, cellular component: retromer, cargo-selective complex; late endosome; retromer complex. The record is from RefSeq and is a predicted model, not a curated record. The transcript has a single exon. The coding region runs from base 1 to 2955 and encodes 984 amino acids.